Messenger RNA from Nematostella vectensis (starlet sea anemone), 9607 nucleotides. Its product is annotated as striated muscle preferentially expressed protein kinase-like. The transcript has 35 exons. Gene Ontology annotation, cellular component: cytoplasm; nucleus. Gene Ontology annotation, biological process: protein phosphorylation; intracellular signal transduction; positive regulation of apoptotic process. Bases 506 to 9319 code for a protein of 2937 amino acids. The record is from RefSeq and is a predicted model, not a curated record. NCBI's taxonomy places the organism in Eukaryota, Metazoa, Cnidaria, Anthozoa, Actiniaria, Edwardsiidae. Gene Ontology annotation, molecular function: ATP binding; protein serine/threonine kinase activity; protein binding.
ACAAGGUUGAAUUCCUUAGCGUCAAUUUUGACAUAAAUUGUUCGUCAUGUUUACAUCCCCUGAAGGAAUACGCUUGAUGAAUUCUAUGUCUGGAUCAGGCCAAACUUUCAAUUGCACAAACAAUGCGAGUGAUUUCGACCUAGGAGCAACUAAUGGAGACAGAGCGAAGGUUGAGUUUCAAAUGUGUCAUACAGGUCACUUUUUGAAACAGUUUUCCAAACAAUAGUUCACUACCCGUAAACAUAAUAGACCUUAAAAUUGAAUGAUCGUAAUGGACCUUGGUCGAGAUUGAAACCUGUGAUCGAGAAAAAAAAAUUGAUAUAUUGAGUGGAUAAGGAAAAUUUGAAAAAAGGAUAUGCAGUUUUUAUGGGAUGUUGGUAAAGUUUACCUAACAAUGGCGUGACAAAAAUGCAAGGGGUUUUAAUACCUGCCGGCAAAAUGUUAUUGAGAAACAUGAAAAGACAUUUACAAGCUCGACGCCUGCAGUGAUUAUCUGGAAUAAAAUAUGGGAUUAUCCGAAGUAGAAGAGCUGAGAGCGCGGUGUUCUAAGCUUGAAGAGCUUUACAAAGAGGCAGUGAAGGCGAAAGAUGAAGCAGUCGACGAGCGUAACAAAGCCACUGUACUGAUAGCCUUACAGCUAGAGAGAGAGACCGCUGAACUCAACGAACGCAUCGAGAAACUCGAGGAGAAGAACGAUAAACUUGAGCUUGAUAAGGAGGAUUUGGAAAUACGGCUGGAGUUCUCGAGAAACGACCUCAAGAAACUACAGCAAAAGCAUAUUAAACUCCAACUUGAAUCCGAGAGGCACAUCACCGAGCGCGAUGACGCCUUGGAGAAGCUGAAGGAAUUAGAAAAACAGAACACAGAACUCGAAAGACAACUCAAAAUACUAGAAACAAGACAAAGGAGUACCCUUGACGAUAUCAAUGCAAACAGUGAGACGUACAGGGAUGGAAACGGUAAAUCUAACGGAGAGAUAAAAGGCUGUGAGGUGCAGCAAAAAUCCAAGGAGACUGGAAAAAGCGGAUCAACGAGAAUAGACGGGAAAAGUGAAAACGUGGUUGACAACGUCAAGAUGAAUAAGAAAUCGAAUGUAAAUACCACAAACGGAACAAAUGGCUUCAAAGAAGACGAAGAGCUAGAAUUCGAGCCCAGGCCUCCCAUCAAGCUUAAGAAGACGCCGUUGGAUCAGGACUAUAAUGUUCACGAGGAACUGGGGAAAGGGAAGUUUGGAGUCGUGAAGAGAGUGACUGACAAGAAGACUGGUACAGUCUACGCUGCGAAAUACAUCAAGACGUCCGGGGCAUUGAGCGGCUCGUCACGUGACGAUGUAAUGAGGGAGAUUGACAUCAUGUCCCGGAUGCACCACAAGAGGCUUGUGGGAUUGUUGGACGCGUACGACGCCAACAGAAACAUCAUCAUGAUUAUGGAAUUCAUCUCCGGUGGCGAGCUCUUUGAGCGCGUCGUGGAUGAGGACUGCUUGACGGAGAAGGAGGCGGCUUACUACAUGCAUCAGCUGCUGCAAGGCAUCGAGCACGUGCACAAGAAAAACGUGCUUCACUUAGAUCUCAAGCCCGAGAACAUCGUCUGUGUGAGCAAGGACAGCUGGGACAUUAAGCUCAUCGACUUCGGCUUGGCGCAGGAGUACAAGGAGGGAUUCAAGAUGACGGCUCUCAAGGGGACCCCGGAGUUCAUGGCUCCUGAGGCCGCUAAUUUUGAGCCCAUCUCCAAGGCAACCGACAUGUGGAGCGUUGGUGUCAUUGCUUAUAUUCUACUGAGCGGAUUGUCGCCAUUCAUGGGAGAUGACAACAACGAGACGCUCUCUAACGUCAACAUGUGCGAGUGGGAUUUUGAUGACGAGUCAUUUGACGUCAUCUCUGACCAGGCCAAGGACUUCAUCUCAUCGCUUUUAAUCAAGAACGCGAAGAAAAGAAACACUGUCGAGCAGUGUCUCAAGCACGAAUGGAUGAAGAAACAGCAAAGUUCAGAGAGCACCGUGAAGAUAAACACGAACAAACUCAAGCAGUUCUUGGCGAAACGCAGAUGGCAGAAAUCCAUGAACGCCAUCAAAGCCGUACGUCGGUUGUCUUCCAUGAGCAGCCUGCUCGGGAUGGCUCGUAAGUCGAUCGCGCCAUCUCUCGACACCGUUAACGCCACGGAGGCAGACGAAAACGAAACGAACCCAACCGGCGACUGCGCGGAAAUAUCCGACGGGGCGACGAAAAAUGGCGCUAAAACUGAAAAGAAAAAAGAAGCCGAGAAAACAGCUGAGCCCGCCUUUCUCAACGAACUUGAAGACGUCACUGUAAACGAGGGUGAUCCAAUUACAUUCGAAGUCGAAGUAACUGGAGACCCCGGAUGUAAAAUAGAAUGGUUUAAAAACGGAAGUGACGUUGAGGAGAGUGACGUGUUAAAGCUUGUCAAUCACGGUAACGGACGUCACUCGCUGAAGAUCACGGCGUGCGAUGACGACUCGAUGGGCGAGUACUGUUGCGUGGCGAGUAACGAGUCGGGACGAGUUACCACUGCCAGCUAUCUCACAGUAGAAGUUCCCGGGGAGCAACAAGACUUGGAAGACAUUGCUGAAGAGGAAGAAGAGGAAGAAGAAGAGGAAAGUGAACCCGAAGGUGACCCCCCUGUUUUCGUACACGAAUUUACUGAUAUUGAAGUAAAAGAAGGAGAAAGUGUGACGCUAGACGUAGAGGUCAAGGCGGAGCACUACGAGCUUGAGUGGUACAAAAAUGCAGUAGACGUGGUUGAAGGGGGGAGAGUCCGCUUCACCUCAGGGGAGGGGGGUAAGCAUGCCCUGGUGAUAGAAGAGGUGGAGGACAACGAUCAGGGGGAGUACUGCUGCGUGGCGAUGAACGAUGCAGGGCGGACCACAUGCGCAGGGAACUUGACAGUUGCAGAAGAGGAAGAGGAGAGUGAAAGUGAAGAUGAGACAGAUGAAGAAUUCUACGAGGAAAAAGUCGUCAAGCUUCGUAAGGAACACAUCGAGGACUUCUACGCUCUGGAGGAGGAGGUCGGACGGGGACGGUUUGGCGUUGUCCGAAAAUGCGUCCACCUCAAGACAGCAGUCCAUUUCGUCGCCAAGAGCAUCAAAGCGAGGCCGAGCCAGAAAGAGGAGUUUUCACGGGAAAUAGACGUCAUGAACGAACUACGUCACCCGAAUCUAAGCCGCAUCCGUGAUGCAUUUGACAAACCGCGGGAGAUAAUCAUUGUUAUGGAAUAUAAUCGUGGAGGUGAUCUUCUAGAGCGAGUCGCGGAGUCACCCAUGUCUGAGCCAGACGCAGUAGGCGUCGUUGAUCAGAUCCUGGACGCCGUUAGCUUCAUGCACGAGCAUGACUACAUGCACUUAGACCUCAAGCCAGAGAAUGUGAUGUUCAAACGCGAAGGAGGAUCCCGUGUCAAGAUUAUCGACUUUAGUCUGACUCGUAAAUACAACACAAAGGUCGAUACCAAGAUCUCAUACGGGACUGCCGAAUAUGUUGCACCUGAAGUCGUCGCCUACGAUCGAGUCACUCCCUAUACAGACAUGUGGUCUGUUGGCGUAACGACGUAUAUGAUACUCAGCGGUAGUUCCCCUUUCCUUGGGACAGACGAGGCGGAUACAUUCAACAACAUCUCCCAAUGUAAAUGGGCCUUCACCAAAGUGUUUGAUGACGUCACGACUGAAGCUAAGGAAUUCAUCAGCAAGCUGCUUGUCAAGUCGCCAAGCGGAAGAAUGAGUGCGAAAAAGUGCUUGGUACACCCGUGGAUAACUACGGUUGGGAGACAAGGAAAGACAAAGAGGACCUCCACGGUUUCACACCCGCCCACAGAAAGCCUCAGUGACAUCAGCAGUAGCCUGGCGAAGGGUGGGGAUCUCACAAGAAGCAUCUCAAGUAUGGAGUCAUUCCUCAGAUCCAACAGCUCCGACGCGCCGGAAGACGGCAAACAGUCGGUCGACGCAAAAGAGCUUGAAGCAACUCUUCAAAGCUUUCUGACCAAGCUCAAAGAAGUGGAGGCAGAGAGAGCUGAACUAGAGGACCAACUAAAAACUGAAGAAGAGAAAAUAGACAAAUUAGAGGGUGAGAUUGAGCAGAGAGCCACGAAGGAGAAAGACCUUAAGGAGAGAAUGAGAAAACUAGAGAAAAAUAAUGAAAAGCUUGCUAAUGAAGUUAAAUCUAAGAAUGAUUUGUUGGUAAAAGUCGCGCUGUUAGAGACGGAACGCAAACGCCUUGAAGAGGAACUAAAAACUAAAGAGAAAUCGUACUCUAAAAUCGAGGAUAAGUGCAAGAGUAUGAAGGAUAAAUUGGGACAUUAUGAUGAUCUUGAAGAUAAGGUUUAUCGAUACGAACGAGAAAGGAAAAGUUUAACCAAAGAAAAUAAGGAACUAAAGGAAGAACUUGAAGACUUAAAAAUUUCAAAAAAUGAGCUUGAAGAAAAGAAAUUGGGGUUGGAAAAGAAAAAGACAUCGGAGAUCGAGGACUUGGAGAAGGAACGCAAUGAGGCGGAGAAGAAGUACAACAGUUUACGAAAAGAAAAGGAAAAUCUAGUUUCGGAAUUAACGAAGAAAUUUGAAAUGUUAGAGAGACAAAAAAGCAGCUUAGUAGAGGAAAACAAAGUCCUUCAGGAUUCGGUAAAAGACCUUAAGAUAAGAUUAAAAAAAUCAAAUCAGGAUUUGAACAAAAUUACUGAGGAACUGAAAAGUACUCUGGAAGAAAUCGAAAUGGUAAAGAAAAAAGGAAACAAGGAUUUGGAGGAAAAGGUGGGAGUUUUGAGUAAGGAAAAAUCGAACUUGGAGAAGGAGGCGAAUAAGUAUAGAAAGCAGAGGGAGGAAACGCAGAAGACAUGCGAGGAACUGGCGUCGAAACUGAGCAAAGCGUAUGCGGAAAUGGAAAAGAUGAAGUCGGAAAACACUGAGGCAGCAUCCUUAGAAAAACUUCAAAAAGAAAACGCAGACCUCCACUCACAGGUGGAAAAACUUGAAGCAAAGAACCUCAAGUUAUCUAAAGACUUAAAGCUGCGAACAGACGAGAUCGACGAGCUACAAGACAAGCUUGACACACUGGCACUAGAGAACCAAAGACUGUUCGACAUGCAGACCACAACUAGUGAAACGAGUAGCGAAAGAGAAAGCGAGACAGACUCUAUAGAUGGCAGAUCUAACGAACAGCUAGAAGCCAAAGUAAUGCAGCUACAGUCGACGCUAGUGGCACACGAGUCGACGAUAGAAUCCCUCAGCGGGGAGGUGACAGUACUAGAGGAUAAAUUACACAAUGAAACAAGUAAAAAUUCGGAACUGGAGGGGAAGGUGGAAAAACAGAGACAGGACAUCAAACGCAUCAAAAGAGAGAAAUCCGAAAUGGUGGACAAGUAUGAGGACGAGCUGGAGGAAGCGCUUGAUUGCUACGAGGAGAGCAAGAAGGAGAUGGAGCAACGUUUUGAGAAGCGCAUUCGAGAUCUGGAAGUAGCAUCUGCCGAAAGUCCGAAGAAAUCCGAGCGAGUAAUGAGAACAAUACCGCAACUUGACGAAGUCCUUCGGGAACUCACCCGAUUGAACGAAUCACGCCGAACAGAAUCCGACAAAGAGAUCGUUAACAUCCUGAAGCGGAGGAUCAUCCUGUUUGACGAAAUAACAAACAAAGAUAUGGCUUUCGUUUUACAGGAGAAAAACGAGAUCGUCCGCAACUUGACGUCCAAUUUGGAUACCCUAAACGCUGAAAUCGAACAGCUUAAGAGUGCGAGCCAGUUAAUGAAGAGAGAGAAUAAGGAACUCGAGCUCAAAGUCCAAGAACUGGAGAAGUUUGCGAAGGAAAAGGCGGCUAAGUCGUUUGAUCUAGAGUGCAAGUUUGCGAUGCUGGAUAAAGAGAAGAAAGUAGGCGGUGGCAAUAAUGUUGCGCUGCAACGUCGAUGCGAAGAGUUGGAACACGAGAUAAAUGCGCUACGACUUGAAGAAGCAGAGAUGGAGAGGUUAAAAGCAGUUGAGAUUGACUACAAAAAGCUCCAAAAGCAACAAGAGGAUAUUCAGAGAGAGCUGGAGGAUAAGGAAUUACUAGCGGAGGAGAAUAAGUGCUUUGGACAGGAGACCCUCAAGCUGCGAAAAGAGAAGUUAGAGGAGUAUAAACUGUUUUCAAAAAUUGAGAAAAAUAAUGUACGCCUAAAGGAGGAUUUGAAGAUGGUAUGCCACGAGUUAAAUAAGUUAAAACAGGAGCAUAGUAAGUGUAUGGAUCUUUAUAACGACCAAAACUGUGAUAUAAUGAACAAAAAUGAGGAAAUUGAGCAGUUGUCGGUACAAGUUAGUAAGCUGACUGAUCAGCUAGAGAAGGGCAUCGAUAAGUACCUAAAACUAGAGCGAGAGGCAAGCAACUUGAGAGAAGAAAUAGCUGAACUAGAACAGGAAAACCUGGAACUGAACACAAGUUUUAGCAACCUGUCUUUCGAGUUUGUUGGACUUCAGAAUACUUUAGAAAAUAAUUCCGGGAGGAUGCGUAACAACGGUGAAUUCCAAGAAACAAAUUUGCAGAAAAGAAAUUUCCAGGAAGUUGUAUCCCAAAAAAAGGACUCGGGAUGUGAUUGUGUUGAAAAGCAUAGAAAGAAUGACUGCGAAGGUACAAUUUCUUUCUUGAAAAAAGACAUCGUGCAACUGCGUCAAAAACUGGAACUAAAAUCUUCCAAUGUUUUGGGAGGCGUGGAGGGUGCGAGACGGAGGUCAUCGAGUUUCUCGGGAAGAAGUAAUCAUUCAGGUAAAAGUACUUCCUCGAGGUCGGACAAAAAAGAACAGGAGAAAAAGGUGGACCCAGGGCUGGUCUCGUCGACCUUGGAAAGACGAUACAAGGAUUUGGAGAUUGAGAAUAAGACAUUGAAGGAAAGGAAUGAGAUGAAGAGUACCGCUUUGGAGAAGGCGAUUGGCGAAGUGUCAUGUCUUCGACACGAAAUAAAUGCAAAAGAGGCGGAGAAUAGGACGAUAAACGAAACAAAUGCCCGUGAGAAAGAACGUCUACGAAAUCAAAUCAAGACUCUUGAAACCGAGAUUUAUAAGCUUCAGGAGGGGUUGAAAAGUAAUUCAGGGAAUAAUAAUUAUUCGGCUAUUCCCAGUGUUGAGGCUGCAGCCACCUGUAGCCAGACUAGUAUUGAACUACAUUCAACAGCCGAAUACGAUCCCUUAGAGGAUCUAAGCCGCAGUAACGUUAACACCCAAAGCUCUAACGAAAACACUCAGCUCAAGGCGGUGCACCAUCGGAUUCUCACCUGUGUCCAGCGGCCUCUCGAAGAAGCAAAGUUGCCAUGGGGAUAUGACGUCAGUGCCGAUGACGUCAUCCUUGGUAGGUUCUCUGCGUGGGAGAAAAUCAAGGAGAACAUCAGAUCGUUGGUUGAGGAUCGAGAGAAGCUGAUGAAUGAAAACAAGUCCCUGCAAGACACCUGGUGUAAGAUGAGGCUAGAGUACCAGACGGCCAAGGUGGAGUAUGAAGCGCUUAGGAAUGAGAGGGAGGCGUUAGCAAAGGAGUUGAAGCAAGGCUUGCACAGCACAGAGGAAGAGGACAUCACAACCGACACCAGACAGCGCGCUAGAAAUAGUACAAAUAGCACAGAUGAGAAACUUGUAAGGGAGGCACAUAAACUUAAGGUUGAACUCGAGGGAAUCAGGGCCCGGCUUGCGGAGGAUACAAAGCAAAUCGAGGCCCUGCAGGCGCAGAAACAAGACGUGAUGGCUAAGCUAGAUGAGUUAAGACGCCUUCAAGGGGGCAAAACAAAAGGCUCAGAAAUGGAAGAGGAGUUAAACAAUAAGAUGUCGCAAAUGAAGAACUUGCUGGAGUUUGCUUCGAGGUUCGAUGAGAUCGUUAGUGGAAUGGAAGGGAAAUGGAAAGAAUUGGAACAGAUGAGUGGGAUGCAUCGAACGAAGGAGCAAAGCGCGGAGGCGAAGAUCUUUCUGGACGAGACGCGGGAGUUCUAUACCACCAGGCUAGUUGAGCAGAGGGGAGGAGAGGGUGGGGACAUUGAUUGUCGGGGAAAUUUUUAUCGGAUGCUGGCCAAGUUGGAAAGAGAAGAGGAGACUUCGCGAGAUCUAGUGCAAAAGAACAGACAGAUUCAGGAGCUGACGCAGGAGGUCGAAUCUCUCACAGCUAAACUACAGCAAAGCGAGCUGCAUGCAAAGCCUGAUCCCUCUUCCACCAGAAACAGCUCUGAUGAGGCAGACCUCUUAAAGAAGGAGAUCCAAACGCUCCAGAAAGAAAAAGACGAGCUGAAUGCGUUUGUCAAAGACAGCGUGAGGAAGCAGGAGAUGUACAGUGCGGAGCUUGAGACCCUUCGACAAGAAAAGGGAGAUAUGGAGAAGGAGAUAGAAGGGUUGAAUAGAUUCAUCAAGGACAGCUCUAUCCCACUGCUGAGGAGGGAGAUUACGAGGCUAGAGGACGCGGAGAAGAGCUCCAAGAAAGAGAAGGACGAGUUGAAUCUUGAGAUCUCCAAGCGCGAUAGGAAAAUCACUAUGCUGGAAGAGGACAUGACUAAGCGAGAGAAAGCGCGUACAGGAACGCGAGGGAUGCGGGAUGUGGAGGAGGAACUCCGGGAGGAAUUAAAACAAACCAAGGAUAGAGUUGUCACGCUAGAGGCCGAGCUCGAGCAACUAAAAGCCAAGUCUGAGGAGCGCGUCAAAUCCCAGGUGGAUGAAAUCGAGAAUAAAUGGGCUAAACGACUCAGGAAAGAAUGUUCAGAGUUGCAGGCUGAGCUGGCUGAGAAAUUUAAUCACGACAAGCGCGUGUGGCAGAGGAAAGAGAUGGAACUACAGAAUAUGAUAAUCCAGAUGAAGGCCUUGUUGGACAAGCGAGCAAAAGAUGCCCAGGAAGAAAAAAAGAGACUGGAACAAGAAUUAGCUAACGUCAGCAGCGGUAGCCAUGACAACACCCCUAGCCUCGAUUCCAAUUCCUUUUCUGAUGGUGAGCCGCCAUCGCCUUCCACCUCGCCAAGACCAAGUCAGAACGGAGGCACUCCGGAAACCCCGGAUGCAGACAUCGUAGCCAACGGUGACGCCCUAAACGAUCGUGAACUUCGCCGAGUCAGCUACAAACUCACAACCGACGAGUGGUCCCAGCUGGGAACCUUCCUAGGGGUACCUGAGACAGACCUAGCCAAGCUGACCGCUAUCAAUAUGGGGCCCCAGGAAAAAGCCUUCCGCUUGAUGUGCCAGUGGCGCUCGCAAAGCCGUCUGGGUAAGAACCAGCUUGUGUCGGAGCUGGCCGUGGCUCUGGAGGAGAUUGGGCGCAAGGACGUCGCGCAGUUUGUUGUGGAGCAGCUGAUGUCGGGAAAACCCCGCAAGAAAUUCUUCGGAUGGCUCAAAUGACCAGCACCAAGUACACCCACAAGAAAACUAUUAUGAUCUUUAUUAAUAUCAUUUGUAAUAAUGUAUAAAAACUUCGUACUACUUUCAAGCAUUUUAGGCACGGCCUUACCGAAUAGAAUUCAGGUGGUUCCGGUUAUUUAUACUUGGAAUAGAUGAAUGGAUAGCUUUUUUAAACAUCUAUUACGACAGUAGCAAUUUUAGGAAUAAUUUUAGAAAAACAAUUUUGAAUUAUUUUCAAAUAUGUAUAGUAUUCUUGUAAGAAAAAUCAAUAAAUACCCUUUUCUACCC